AUGCCCUCAAUCCACCCUAUUCCCCUACUCCUCACUAACCACCACCAAACCACAGGCUUCUACCACUCCGACCGUCCCCUAACGCAACAAGCCCUCGCCCGCACCCUCAGCUACAGCCUCGUCCCAACCCUCCCCCGGAGCACCUUGCACCGCUUCCUCCGCGCCUUCUGGAUAACCAUCGGCCGGGACUUCCACUCGCUCGACCGUCUCCGUCUAGACAAGUACCUAUUCCUGAUCCGUUGCUACGUGGGCGUUGCAUUCGAGGUGCUCCUCAAGCCCCAAUCCACCACCACCACAUCCACAAACGGCGGCAAGCGCAAAAGAGAAGAAGAGCCUACAUCCUCGAAGCGGAACAAGAAGAACAACAACAAGAACAAGAAACAACAACAACAGCAACAAACCCAACAACAAUCCGAAGAGUCAACGACAUCAACCGAACCCCAAGAUUGGACAGCCCUUGAAUCCUACAUCAACAUCAUCGAAGAAGGACCCCUGUGCCCAUUGAACUUCGACCCGGAUCAACCGCCCAUGAAUGAGAAGGCGGAUUACGUGCCGAUGCCGCACGGACCGGACGGAUUGCGGUACCAUGUGAUGGAUGUGUGGAUUGAUGAGUUGGAGAAGGUGUUGGAGUUUGAGGAGAUUGAAGGGGCGGAGGAAGGGCAACAGACGAAGAAGAUCAAGGGCGGAGUGCCCAUGGAGCUUUUGUUGAGGCCGAUUGAGAAGUUGAAGAAGGAGAGUGGGUAUAAGCCUGUGCGGGUUCGGGCUGCGGAGACGUUGGAUGAUGAGCGGUUGGUUGAGUGGGGGGUUAAGGAGAGGAAGGUGGUGGAGGAGAGUAGUGAUGAGGAGUGGGAUGGGUUUGAUUGA
Aspergillus luchuensis is the source of this 864-nucleotide messenger RNA. RefSeq lists its product as uncharacterized. The record is from RefSeq and is a predicted model, not a curated record. The transcript has a single exon. Gene Ontology annotation, cellular component: preribosome, large subunit precursor; nucleus; preribosome, small subunit precursor. The coding region runs from base 1 to 864 and encodes 287 amino acids. Gene Ontology annotation, biological process: rRNA processing. Lineage: Eukaryota; Fungi; Ascomycota; Eurotiomycetes; Eurotiales; Aspergillaceae.